AUUGACACUAAUGAGCAAGUUCUUCCCACCGGUCUCCUGCCUGGAAGUGCUGACAGAUCAAGGCAACAAAUUUCAAUUACAAGCCCUAAUUUGUGUCCGCAGAGCGUUUGUUACCCAUGUCAGAGCUGUUUGGCCCCUCAGACGAAGCAGAGCUUGCAGGAAGAAGAGGAGGAGGGGGAGGAGGGAGAGAAGAAGAAGAAGAAGAAGAAGAAGAAGAAGAAGAAGAAGAAGAAGAGAAGCGCUGCUUUUCCAAAAAGGAAUAGAUCGGGCUUGGAAAGAAAAGAGGAGGAGGAGAAGGAGGGGGGACACGAACCCCAAACCUCUUUGGGCUGCCUUAAGUCGGAUGUAAAAGAGGAGGAGGCGACGCGAAGGCGGACGGCGCGGCCUGGAAGGAGGCGAUCAGGCGCCCGGGGAAGAGUCGCGGAGGGCUCCGAGCCCGGCUCGGGCAUGGCGGAGAAAAGGCGAGCGUCCCCGUGCGCCAUGCUGAGCCUCAAGGCGCACGCCUUCUCUGUGGAAGCCCUCAUCGGCGCCGAGAAGCAGCAGCAGCAGCAGCAACAGGAGCAGCAACAGCCGCCGAAGCGGAGGAAAGUGACCGGGGAAGAGGCGCCACCGGCGGCCGCCGAAGGGGCGAGCAGCUGCGGGAAGGGCGCCGCGGAAGGCGCGGACGCUUUGGCGCCUAGCGCCGAGACGGGGCCGGCCGCGGCCGAGAGGAGCUGCGGCGUCCGGGCUCUGCCUCCCGGUGGCUGCGAGGACAGCUUCCUGAGCGCUACGUCGCCGCCGCUGUCCCCCGGAGGCCCCGCCAAGCCCAAAGGUUCCUCCAGGCCUGCUUCUCCCUUGCUGGCCCCGCCAGUGCCUCGCGUCGACCUGCAGGGCGCAGAGCUCUGGAAGCGCUUUCACGAGAUCGGCACCGAGAUGAUCAUCACCAAGGCGGGAAGACGGAUGUUUCCUGCGAUGAGAGUGAAAAUUUCAGGCCUAGACCCUCAUCAGCAAUACUAUAUUGCCAUGGACAUUGUCCCUGUGGAUAACAAAAGAUACAGGUAUGUUUAUCACAGCUCCAAAUGGAUGGUAGCUGGGAAUGCUGAUUCGCCUGUUCCUCCCCGUGUGUACAUCCACCCAGAUUCACCCGCCUCAGGAGAGACUUGGAUGAGGCAGGUGAUUAGCUUUGACAAGCUGAAACUUACAAACAAUGAAUUAGAUGACCAGGGACAUAUUAUCCUCCAUUCUAUGCACAAAUAUCAGCCACGUGUCCAUGUCAUUCGGAAGGACUGUGGGGAUGACCUCUCCCCAGUCAAACUCAUUCCUUCGGGAGAAGGAGUGAAGGCAUUCUCCUUUCCUGAAACUGUUUUCACAACUGUCACGGCAUACCAGAACCAACAGAUUACCCGACUCAAGAUUGAUAGGAAUCCAUUUGCCAAAGGAUUUAGAGAUUCUGGACGCAACAGGAUGGGAUUAGAAGCUUUAGUAGAGUCUUAUGCAUUCUGGAGACCUUCACUGAGGACACUUACAUUUGAAGAUAUACCUGGGAUCGCAAAACAAGGAAACGCUGGCUCUUCUACUUUGCUCCAGGGAACCGGAAAUGGAGUACCAACCACUCACCCCCACCUGCUCCCGGGGUCCCCUUGUUCUUCUCCUGCCUUCCACCUUGCCCCCAACACUAGCCAGCUCUGCAGCCUUGCUCCAGCUGACUACACAGCUUGUGCCCGUUCCGGUCUAGCCCUUAACAGAUACAGCACUUCCUUGGCCGAAACCUACAACAGGCUUACAAACCAAUCCAGCGAGACCUUUGCAACCCCAAGGACUCCCUCCUAUGUUGGUGUGUCGGGCAGUUCGACCGUGAACAUGCCUGUGGCAGGCAGCGACGGCGAUGCGUUUGGCUGCCCUCAGACAGGCUUAUCGAUGCAGAUUUCAGGGAUGUCUCCGCAGCUGCAGUAUAUCAUGCCCUCGCCAUCGGGCAACGCCUUCGCUGCAAAUCAAUCCCACCAGAGUUCCUACAACACUUUCAGGCUGCACAGCCCCUGUGCUCUGUACGGAUACAACUUCUCCACGUCCCCCAAACUGGCUGCCAGUCCUGAGAAAAUCGUUUCUUCCCAAGGAAGUUUCUUGGGGUCGUCGCCAAGUGGAACCAUGACCGAUCGGCAGAUGUUGCCCCCUGUAGAAGGAGUGCACUUACUUAGCAGCGGGGGGCAGCAGAAUUUCUUUGACUCUAGGACCCUGGGAAGCUUAACGCUGUCAUCAUCUCAAGUAUCUGCACAUAUGGUUUGAUAAAGCCUUUCGAAAACAAAAGUACAUUGGUUUCUACAAUGUAUUUCCUUUUCGGGAUUAUGCUAAGGUGAUUAAUGUGCCUAGUAAGGUGUUUAUGCUU
Lacerta agilis (Sand lizard) is the source of this 2362-nucleotide messenger RNA. RefSeq names its product T-box transcription factor 18 (gene TBX18). Lineage: Eukaryota; Metazoa; Chordata; Lepidosauria; Squamata; Lacertidae. The transcript has 8 exons. Gene Ontology annotation, biological process: regulation of transcription by RNA polymerase II; somitogenesis; morphogenesis of embryonic epithelium. The record is from RefSeq and is a predicted model, not a curated record. Gene Ontology annotation, cellular component: nucleus. Bases 448 to 2262 code for a protein of 604 amino acids. Gene Ontology annotation, molecular function: DNA-binding transcription factor activity, RNA polymerase II-specific; RNA polymerase II cis-regulatory region sequence-specific DNA binding.